AUGGCCCUUACUGAGACCACCACCGACAGCGUGAAGACAACUUUGUCUGGCGCAAGGUAUCACACUUGCGUGGUCGAGAACCAUGAUUUUGUCCCUCCAAAGGACUUCGAGUUUCCGGGCAAUCUAGUCCCUGUGCAAAUCAAUCCUAAGGGACCGACGGAGGUUCCUGUCAAGACGUUUGUUGAUUACUCCAAGCCAGAAAACGAGUACAGAUACAAGGACUUCUUGCCAUACAACACGCUGACAUCGGAGGACGCACUUACUCCGUAUGAACAUGUGGAUGCGGCAUCUCGAGCUGAUCCCGACAAAAAAGCGCUUCUGGAUGCCAUUCCUGACAAAAAGGACAUGACACCUAAUAUUGGUACCGAAAUUAGGGGCAUCCAGUUAAGUGGUUUAAGCAAUCAGCAAAAAGACGAACUGGCACUCCUCGUUGCCGAGCGCGGUAUUGUCAUUUUCCGCGAGCAGGAUUUUGUCGAUCAAGGCAUUGACUGGUUGCGCGAGUUUGGAUCUUACUUCGGUCGACUACAUGUACACCAAUGGGGAGUCCACCCAAAGGACGCUCCUGAAUUGACUGUUGUUUUCCGUGAUAGUGACAAGGGCUCAUAUUUCGAUAAUCAAGCCGAGGGCUCGCUCAACACAGUGUCAUGGCACACAGACAUGUCAUACGAGAAGAAUCCGCCGGGAGUGACCUUUCUUUCGUCACUCAGCGGACCGAGCUGCGGAGGUGACACUCUGUAUGCCAACACCAUGACUGCUUACGAUCGCUUGUCGCCUACCAUGCAGAAGUUCCUAGAGACUUUGGAGGCCGUGCACUCAGGGACCCGCCAGAAUCUGCUCUCCAACAAAACCAACCUUGUUCGACGACCUGGUAUUGAUACGAUCCAUCCCGUGGUUCGCAAGCACCCCGUGACGGGUCGAAAGGCGCUGUGGGUGAACCAGGAAUACACCACCAAGAUCGUGGGUAUGAAGAAAGCGGAGAGUGAUUUGCUUCUGAACUUCCUUUUUGAUCAUAUUCAUCGAGGCCUGGACUUUCAAACCCGUGCCAGGUGGGAAAAUGGAACAGUUGUUGUGUAUGAUAAUCGCAUGGUGCAGCACUCGGUCACGCUGGAUUAUCCCGUGGGUCAGGGGGGACGCCGUCAUUUGGUUCGGGUCACACCUCAAGCUGAGCCGCCAUCUCUAUAG
Cyphellophora europaea CBS 101466 is the source of this 1182-nucleotide messenger RNA. RefSeq lists its product as uncharacterized. Gene Ontology annotation, molecular function: 2-oxoglutarate-dependent dioxygenase activity. The record is from RefSeq and is a predicted model, not a curated record. Lineage: Eukaryota; Fungi; Ascomycota; Eurotiomycetes; Chaetothyriales; Cyphellophoraceae. Gene Ontology annotation, cellular component: cytoplasm. Bases 1 to 1182 code for a protein of 393 amino acids. The transcript has 3 exons.